AUGUCUGCUGCGCUACAUUUUUUUCUUAAUGAUUUUGUUCCAGCACAUAAAACUGAUGAUUUCGUUGAUCUAUCUGAUCUAGCGGAGCAUUUAAAAAACUUCACACCGAUUCCAUUGAAAUAUACAAAACCUGAAGAAGCUAUUCAAAAUCUGGCGACGGUUAUUAUCAUGAAUUUUUGCAAUAAUUACGGUGAAAGAUUGAAAAUCUCACUUCCGUGCAGUACACAUAACAAAAAUGAAUAUGCCGUUGUGGCUCACCGUAUUACUCUUUAUGAAAAUCGAAAACUUAUUUGCCCAGGUUAUUAUGGCACGGUUGGUUCCAGCCGGUUAGGUUCGUUUUCCGACCAUUUUCUCACCGCCGGAUUCCAGCCGGAACUUGCUGGUAUCGGCGAAAACUGUGUCAGAAUCGAGAAGAGCUGUACCGGAACCGACUCAGAUCUCAACGGAUCCAAAGAAUGGAAAUCUGUUGCGUGGAAAACGAUCAAUCAUCCUCAAAUUAUCGAAGUAAUUGAAGGUUCGAUACGUGAGAUCUUUGGUUCGAAUACAGAAAUCAAGAAAAUCGUGCGAACUCCAAUGCAGAUACAUUUUAUUUCAAUUGAUUAUCCAUCAUUACGUGGAUUUUCUGGUAUAAAUGAAAUGUUUAUCAAUGAAAACUAUUUUUUAACAAAGAUCAAUUCAUGCAAAUCGAAUAGUUCUUUAUCGAACUCGAUGUUAAAAAUGGAUUUAGCAGCAAUAGCGUUACACGAAUGUGUUCAUGUUCGAAUAAGACAAAAAAUAAUUAUUGAUUGUAUCUGGUAUUUUCAAAGCGAAAAAAAAGACAUUAUCUGUUUAGCAACCGAAUUAAAUCUUUUCCACGAACAAAUUGAUUGGUUUCAAUCAAUUGAUACAAUCAAUGCACAUUAUGUGGAGAAAUUUCUCGAUGCAAUUGAAAAUGGAACACAUCUACCAUCACUUACAAAAAACGAUGGAGCUAUUCCACGUCAACCAUCAACAACUAUGGGUGUUGAUAUAAUCAAUGAUAUGUUUAUCUGUUAG
Molecule: messenger RNA, 1035 nt
Organism: Adineta ricciae
Lineage: Eukaryota; Metazoa; Rotifera; Eurotatoria; Adinetida; Adinetidae
Source: the annotation of a GenBank genome assembly